GUUGUAUCCUACUCCCAACUACUUUCCCAGCUCUGUACGAUGGCGCACCCUGCACACAACGUCCCCAUAUUACUUUCAUUCCCCGACGCGGACGCUAUUGUCGAAAAUCUGGCCGCGUUCAUCCUGAAGGCACAGAAAGAAUCGAUCGACAAGAAAGGACGCUUCACUGUCGCCCUCUCUGGUGGAUCGUUGCCCAAGAUGCUGCGCGGUCUUAUCGGAAACCCAGCAGUCAAAUGGGACAACUGGCAGGUGUUUUACGCAGAUGAACGCGCUGUGCCCUUGGACCACCCGGAUUCGAACCAUUUCUCUUGCACCAAGCUCCUAUUUUCCCACGUUCCGUUGCCCGCGGAGAACAUCCACACCCUGGACACCACGCUCUUGGAUGACCUUCCCGAGCUGGCGGACACCUACGAGAAAACUCUGAUUCGUGAAUUCGCCCAGAAGGACGCUGCUCGCUUCCCCGUGUUUGACCUUAUCCUUCUCGGCAUGGGACCCGAUGGCCAUACUGCCUCCCUCUUCCCAUCCCACGCUCUGCUGACCGAGGAUGACCGGUGGAUCGCCUAUCUCGAAGACUCCCCUAAACCUCCCCCGGCACGAAUCACCUUCACGUACCCGGUGAUCAACCACGCCGCGCGUGUAGUCUUCGUUGCAGCCGGCAAGGAAAAGGUCGAGACGCUCAAGACUGUCCUGGACGAGCCCGAGAAAGGUCUCCCGUCGUCCCGCGUGCGGCCCGCGUAUCCCGGCCAAGUGUGGUGGUUUGUCGAUGACGCUGCGGCCAGGGAUGUAGUGUACCCUCGCUCCCAAUUCAAAUUGUAAAGCAGAAAUUGUAUGUAUCAUAUCUAGAAUUGCUGUGUUGACCUUAUCAACAACGGGCGCGCCCUGCCGAAGUCUGAGAGAUAAGAUCAAAUCUGCUACCGUGGCAUCUACCUGCACCCUCCACGCUCCCAGAUGCUGAACUAUCUUCUGCUGAUCUCGCGGCAGGGAAAGGUCCGUCUCGCAAAAUGGUUCACGACGACGGACAGCAAGACGAAAGCAAGGGUGGUGCAAGACUUGACGCAGCUGGUGCUGGCUCGCAAACAACGCAUGUCGAACGUGCUGGAGUAUAAAGACACGCGGAUCAUAUAUCGUCGUUACGCUUCGCUUUUCUUCGUCUGUGGUAUCGGGUCGUCAGACAAUGAAUUGAUUACUCUGGAACUGCUGCAUCGCUACGUGGAGGUACUGGACCGGUAUUUUGGCAACGUGACGGAGCUGGAUCUGAUUUUCAAUUUCGAGAAGGCCUACGCUGUCCUCGACGAAGUCAUCAUCGCGGGAGAGAUGUGUGAAUCAUCCAAGAAGACAGCCUUCACACUGGUUCAAGCAUCCUUUCAGAGCAGGAGGAGAAUCUUACCGGGGCGC
Molecule: messenger RNA, 1395 nt
Organism: Mycena citricolor
Lineage: Eukaryota; Fungi; Basidiomycota; Agaricomycetes; Agaricales; Mycenaceae
Source: the annotation of a GenBank genome assembly